Messenger RNA from Bathycoccus prasinos, 1245 nucleotides. RefSeq names its product beta-carotene hydroxylase. The record is from RefSeq and is a predicted model, not a curated record. The coding region runs from base 1 to 1245 and encodes 414 amino acids. The transcript has a single exon. NCBI's taxonomy places the organism in Eukaryota, Viridiplantae, Chlorophyta, Mamiellophyceae, Mamiellales, Bathycoccaceae. Gene Ontology annotation, molecular function: iron ion binding; beta-carotene 3-hydroxylase activity. Gene Ontology annotation, cellular component: chloroplast. Gene Ontology annotation, biological process: xanthophyll biosynthetic process; carotene metabolic process.
AUGACGACGAUCGUGUCGCAUUCGAGGAGUACUCGAGUCACCGCAUCGUCGUCGUCGAAAUCAUUUCCAUUGCCUCGAGGGAAAGCGACGUCGACGACUAAUCCGAUGAAAGUCUUCAUUGUCUUUGCCUCCAGAAAAGACACGCCUCCUCCCUUUACGACUAAAGCGGCGACAAAAACAACUCGCUUGAACGCAGUUCUGGAACCCGAGCAGCAAAGACAACAAAACAACGGAGACAACAUCAACGCCGAAAAGAUGCCUUUGCAAGGAGUGAAAGGUGUAAAACGCUUGACGAAAUCAGAACGCGAGAAAAAUUCGAAAGAUUACGAAUGGGCGGCGUUGAUUUCCAGCUGCGGAGUAACCUCUAUUGCAAUUACGGCGACGUAUUUUCGAUUGCUGAGGUCGUAUAACUUGAUGGACGACGUCGGUGGGGUGAGUGUUUUUCCGACGGCGGAGUUAUUCGCGCAGUUGGCGCUGAUCGCCGGAGCGGCGGUCGGGAUGGAGUUUUACGCUCGAUUCGCGCAUAAAUACUUAUGGCACGACGUUUGGUGGUCCAUGCCGAUGAAAUACAGGAAAGAUUGGAACAAAAAGAUUUGGUUGUUGCACGAGUCGCACCAUUUACCGAGAGAAGGCGCGUUCGAGGCGAACGAUAUCUUCGCGGUGGCCAACGGCGUGCCGGCGUUUGUGUUGUGCUCGUACGGGUUUUUCACGCCGGGGGUGUACGGAGGGUUAUGUUUUGGCGCCGGUCUUGGCAUCACCUUAUUCGGUAUCGCGUACAUGUACGUUCACGAUGGGAUGGUUCACAAACGAUUUCCGACCGGGCCGUUGGGAAAACUUCCGUGGUUGCGAAGGGUCGCCGCGGCGCACACCAUCCACCACACCGAACAGUUCCAAGGCGCGCCGUGGGGGUUAUUUUUAGGCGAAGACGAAUUGAGUAAACACCCGGGCGGUAUCGAAGAACUCGACAAAGUCUGUUUAGCCAACGACAGAGCGGAUAAACGACGCGAAAUGGAGUGUUUAGCGGCUGGGUUUUCCAACGCCGAGCAGUGCGACGUCCCGAUCCAUCUCUCCGUCGGAUCUUCCAAGGAUGACUAUUUAGUCGUUUCCCAAGACGAAACCGAGUUAGGAAUCAAAGCCGGAUUACACAUUCCAAGUCAAAUAGAAUCGCCGCAGUGCGUGAUCACCGAAGACGGGAAGCGAAUCAACGAAUCCUUAAAAAGCGUCGUUUCCGAAGCCAAAGAAUAA